This is a messenger RNA of Lagenorhynchus albirostris (white-beaked dolphin), 2623 nucleotides long. It is a transcript of the gene WDR4, whose product is annotated as WD repeat domain 4. Gene Ontology annotation, molecular function: protein binding; tRNA (guanine(46)-N7)-methyltransferase activity. The record is from RefSeq and is a predicted model, not a curated record. Gene Ontology annotation, cellular component: tRNA methyltransferase complex; cytosol; nucleus. Gene Ontology annotation, biological process: RNA (guanine-N7)-methylation. The transcript is spliced from 9 exons. Bases 206 to 1783 code for a protein of 525 amino acids. NCBI's taxonomy places the organism in Eukaryota, Metazoa, Chordata, Mammalia, Artiodactyla, Delphinidae.
UUCCGUUUCAGGCUGACGUCUGGAGUCCGGCUGCUGUGAGCUGGGUGUCGUCUGCACGGACGUUAGCUCUUUAUGGGGACAGUCACCUUCCAGCCCUCGGGUGACGGCAAAGCUGAGGCCGGCCCUUCUGUGAAGAGGCCACGCGUAUAGAUAAACGGAAGGCGUUUGUGUGUAAAGCAGCGUUAUGGCUUGUCUCUAACGUAGGAUGAAAAAUACGGGCACCUUGUCUCUCCAAACUAGGCUUAGAGAGCCUAGUUUGCUACCUGGAAGACGUCCCAGUAGAAACAAAAUGAGAAAUGGUAACAGGAGGAACCGGCAUUACCCCGACCCGGGGCGAGCGGGCCGGCGGUGGGGCCUGUGUCACCACUUGCGGUUUUGCUCCUCGUGGCUGAUGUCGUUACUGAACCAGCUCGCAGACGUGACAGCUCUUGUGGCCCCGGAUCAAGGAUUUGGACUUGUGAUGCGCCCCCAGCUCUCAGCAUCGCGGCCCUCCCGUGUGCUCACGAGCAGCGCGUGCAGGAUCCCGGUCCAGGCGGCAGAGCCGGCGGUGGGUGGGCGGCGCGGAGGGCGGGGUCCUGGAUGGGAAGCCACAGGGGCAGGAGGGCCCUCCGCAGCUGUGGUCGCGGCCCAGAGCGCACUGGCGUUUAGGAAGCUGGCUGCUGUUGUGUCCCCGCCCCACGCAUGCGCGGGGGAGGCCGGAGAGCCCCGCCCCCAGCGCUCUAUCAGGACAGCCUUCAAACACACCGUCAGGUCGAGCGGGUCUCACGUUGGCCACGUAGAAACCCACCGCUCAGAUUCUGCCAUUAGCACAUUUUUAAAAGAAAAGAUAUUGCGAAAGACUGUGGUGAGGAGGUGCACAGCCCUGACCUUCACGGCCUCUGAGGAGAAGGUUCUGGUAGCAGACAAGUCUGGGGACGUUUAUUCCUUUUCGGUGCUGGAGCCGCACGGGAGCGGCAAGCUUGAACUGGGACACCUGUCGAUGCUGCUGGAUGUGGCCGUGAGUCCCGACGACCGCUAUGUCCUCACUGCCGACCGGGACGAGAAAAUCCGGGUGAGCUGGGCUGCGGCUCCGCACAACAUCGAGUCCUUCUGCCUUGGGCACACCGAGUUUGUGAGUCGCAUCUUCGUGGUGCCCGACCAUCCCGAGCUGCUCUUGUCCUCGUCCGGGGACCGCACCCUGAGACUCUGGCAGUACAGAAGCGGCCGCGAGUUGCAUUGUUGUCACCUGCCCAGCCUGCAGGAGCCGGCGGAGCCCUGGAGCAACAAGAGGUUUGCUGCGUCCAGGAUCACUUACUGGCGCCAGGAGGACUGCGUGGCGCUCCUGUGUGACGGGCUGCCCGUGGUCUGCCUCUUCCAGCUGGAUGUCCCCCGGCGGCAGCUGGUCUACCAGCAGCAGCUGACUUUCCAGCACAGAGUGUGGGACGCCGCCUUCGAGGAGGCCCGGGGGCUGUGGGUCCUGCAGGACUGCCGGGAGGCCCCCCUCGUGCUCUGCAGGCCUGUGGGUGGCCAGUGGCAGUCUCUUCCUGAAAGUGCUGUGUCGAAGAGGGUCUGUGCUCACCUUCGCGAGAACUGGGCCAUGUUGGAAGGCUCUGCUGGCAUGGACAGUGGCUUCAGCAGCCUCUACAAGGCCACCUGCGACAACAUGACCACUUACCUGAAGAAGAAGGAGGAACGGCUGCAGCAGCAGCUGGAGAAGCAGCGACGCAGGGGGCCACCGCGCGGGUCCAACGGGCAGACCAAGAAGAUGAAGGCGGGGCACGCACCACGGAGCUGCUCGUCCUAGCUCGGCUCGGGGUGCUCCUUGGGGGUGCUCAGCGCCUCGGGGCAGCGGGACGCUGUGCUCACCCCUCCUGCCCGCAGCGCCCUGACGCAGGCAAAGGGGGGACCUCAUUCCCGACUCGGGCUGGGGGGCGGCGAGGUCCAUCCCGACUCAGCGGACACCUGGGGCCGUGCCAGGCAGCUGGACGCGGGACCCUGGGCUCUAGAACAUUCUGUUGCUGAGCAGAGCCCUCUGGCUGGAGGGAGGCCACGCAGCGUGUGAGCCGCUAUGCCUGAGCAGUGAGUGCCUCCAAGCCCCUUCCCUUCACACUGGAGGGCACGUCACCCUGCAGCUGUGGCGCUGUCCUUUCCUGCUCGUCCACGCAGCUUCCUCUAGGGGAGCCUGGACGCGGACGGAUGUCCUUCCAGCAGUGCGGUGCACACCUGCGCUUUUCUCCAGUCCCCUCGCCCUCCUGGAUGGUCCACUACGCUGUCCAGCAGGCGGCUGCGCGCCGCGGGGGCCGUAAACCUGAGGGGAGUUAAGUCCUCGGUUCCCUGGGCAGCGCUGGCUCCGGUGCUCAGGCCCCUCGGGGUGCGGAGAGCUCCUCGCCGGCGCUGGUGGAGACGGGAGCUUGUCCGCGACGCGUGCGGACAGAGAAGCCCGGCUGCACGCUUACUCCGCAGGGAAGUGACGGGUGAUGUUGUGUAUGUUUGAUUUCGGUUUGCACUUUGUGCACGUGCUGCAGAGCAGGAGGGUCGGCUGAAUUCUAAUCACUGAUCAAUAAAGAUGAGCUUUUUUGCAGCUUCUAGAAAUUUUAGCAGCAGCACCUGGAGCUAAUCUCAGAAUAUAUUGAGUGGAACCAUU